AUGGAGAGUAAAAAAAAUUGUACAAUUAUUUCGUUGAAUAGUGAAAAUGAGAACCAAAAAGGAACAUUACGUUAUAUUUCUUUUAAACUCAUUUGCUUAAGUUUAUAUGUAAUUGGAUUUUACUAUGUUUUUCUAAAUACAUCGUUAGAAAACAAGGGCUUACAAAUUGUUAAUAUUAGCAAUGUAUAUGAACGAAAUUUAGGUGAAGCAGAAAAAAAUAAUAACGGUCCACAAAGGAAAAGAAAUUUAAAAGUUAACAAUGAAGAUAUAAAUAAAACAAAAUCUAAUGGAAAUAUUAAAAGUAAUGAAGAAAAAGUAGAGGAAAAUAAAGAUGGUACUAACAAUGAUAUGAAGAAUAAUAAUGUGCAAAAUAAAAGUAAUAGUUCUUUGAAUAAUAUAAAUUAUAAUAAUUUAUCAAAAAAUUUAACAGAAAAGGAAUUAUUUGAUGUAUUAAAUUCAUUAAAAGAAUGCCCACCCAAAGAAGAUCUUAGAAAUAUAUGGACUCACACAUGUGGUAUUGCAAAAGAAGGUUUGGAUAAUGUAUAUAAAAAGUUAAAGAAAUCAAUACAGAAGUAUUUAGAUGAUGACUUUGUUGAUUCGUAUGAUACAGUUAUUGAUUCUGUAUAUUACUAUAGAUUGACAGAACAUACUACAAAAGUUUUUGCAGCAGUAGCAACUGAAGAGGGAGAAUACACUAAACAUUUUUAUACGUUAAUUAAUAAUAAACAUACACUUGAUGAUAUAUUAAAAUUUAUUUAUUCAUUCUUAGAACAUUUCAAAACAUUAAAAAAAGAGUUAUAUGAAUAUCACCAAGAGGCACUAUUAGCUCAUGUUGAACAAGAACGUUAUACACGGGAAACAAAUAAAAUUCGUCGAUAA
Molecule: messenger RNA, 879 nt
Organism: Plasmodium adleri (nom. inval.)
Lineage: Eukaryota; Apicomplexa; Aconoidasida; Haemosporida; Plasmodiidae
Product: Plasmodium exported protein (PHIST), unknown function
Exons: 2
Coding region: 1-879 (292 amino acids)
Source: RefSeq, a predicted model, not a curated record